Vollenhovia emeryi is the source of this 1128-nucleotide messenger RNA. RefSeq lists its product as uncharacterized. The coding region runs from base 1 to 1128 and encodes 375 amino acids. The transcript has a single exon. NCBI's taxonomy places the organism in Eukaryota, Metazoa, Arthropoda, Insecta, Hymenoptera, Formicidae. The record is from RefSeq and is a predicted model, not a curated record.
AUGCAAGAACUAUGGAGCUUAGGCAUAGAGUGGGAUGAAUCAGUUCCCAUGCACAUUCAUAGAAUAUGGGAUCAAAUAAGGUCGCAGUUAUGUUUGCUCAAUAAGGUUAAGAUACCUAGGUUAGUAAUUUCCGGAAAGGCGGACUCUCAAAUACAAAUACACGGAUUUUGCGACGCGAGCGAAAAGGCUUACGGUGCCUGUAUAUACCUACGUGAGCAAGGCAGGCAAGGUGAGAUAGUUGUUUCAUUGCUUUGUUCAAAGUCACGAGUGGCACCCAUGAAAAUGUUAUCGCUGCCGCGGUUAGAACUAUGUGGCGCCGUACUACUAACAGAUUUAAUGAAUAAGGUAAUAAACAGUUUAAAUUUAAAGGUGCAACAAAGAUUUUACUGGACGGAUUCAACAAUUGUAUUAGCCUGGAUAAGCUCCCCCCCCCCCAGAAAAUGGCAGGUGUUCGUCGCGAAUAGGAUUAGUAACAUUCAGGAUAAUUCUUCACCUUCCGAAUGGCGACAUGUGAGGUCUAAGGACAACCCCGCAGAUUUGAUAUCCAGGGGCACGACCCCAGAAAAAUUGAUACAAACUAAUAGCUGGUGGGAAGGACCUCAGUGGUUGAAAGAAGAGGAAAGGUCAUGGCCAAAGGAAGAGGAGGAAUUAGCAAUCGAAAACGUACCUGAAAAACGAAAACAAGCGGUAAUAGCAGCGGCUGUGACAGAUAAAGUAGUCAUAGAUUAUAAAAGAUUUUCGUCAUUAAAUAAAUUACUGAGAAUAGUGGCGUAUAUGUUAAGAUACAUUCAUAAUUUAGGUUGUAAGAAAGAAAGUCGUAAGUUAGGGAAAAUAACUGCCUUAGAAACUGAAAAGGCGAAGUUAGCGAUAGUGAGGUUAGUGCAAAGAGAGGAGUUCAAAGAGGAUAUAAAGGCAUUAAAAAACACCAACAAGGUACAACGAAAUUCAAAACUAAUAGCGCUUCAUCCGUACUUAGACGCUAGCGGGAUUUUACGAGUAGGAGGAAGGCUGGAACACGCCGGGUUGAGCGAGAAGAUGAAACAUCCUAUAUUACUUCCGGCAUCACAUCACUUCACCACAUUAGUAAUUGUGCAGCAUCACAAGAAGCUUUUUCACGCGGGUGUUUAG